Messenger RNA from Triticum dicoccoides, 2069 nucleotides. RefSeq names its product CRM-domain containing factor CFM9, mitochondrial-like. Lineage: Eukaryota; Viridiplantae; Streptophyta; Magnoliopsida; Poales; Poaceae. The coding region runs from base 326 to 1507 and encodes 393 amino acids. Gene Ontology annotation, molecular function: RNA binding. The record is from RefSeq and is a predicted model, not a curated record. The transcript is spliced from 6 exons.
CGACGCCGCCCCUCGCUGCCAGGCGCCAGGCCCGCCCCUCCCUCGCCGCUCCGCGCGGCCGCACUACCACACCACCCCGCGCCGCCACUCCCUCCUCCCGCCGUCCGGCGCCGCCUCUGCUGACGGCUCGGGAGAGGGGCCGCCGCCGCCGCCGCCUGGUCCACGUCCAACUCCCACCACCCUUCGUCACCUCCUCCGCUCCAGUUCAGAGUCCAGACCGGGAGCAGCCGAGCAGGAGCCAGGAGGACCAGCUGACCGGGGCGUCCGACGCUGGCCAGUCUUGAAUUUUUUUUAUGAUGCAUUGUCAAAGAGUAAUGGACAAUUAAUGGCAACCCGUCUCCUCUCGCGUCAAAAUCUGAGGAAGCUGGCUGCUUCCUUCACACUCCUUAAUCCAUCCCAGAAGAUACUGCUUUCACCUCCCCCUCCGGCUCACAGAUCUGAUGCUAUUUCCCCUAGCAAAUGCUUAAGCCCCUUUUACCCGUUUAUGUAUCCACGGGGUGUUAGAUGGGCUAGCUAUGAAUCAGUGAAUCUGGUUUUGUCUGAUGAUGGGAAACCCAAGUUUGAGAUUGAGGAGGUGGAGCCUUCCAAGAAGGGGAGGUUUUUGACAAAGAGGCGUUUGAAGCUUCAGAGGAAGCGGGAAAAGAGGAAGAGGAAGGAGGCCAAUAAAAACGAUCCACGUCGUAUCAGACCCAAGGGGAAAAAAAUAAAACAGAAAUUUCCUACACCUGAAGCUCGUCUCAAAUACAAGAUCGAGAAGUCCAAAUUAAAAGAAGCUAUGUUGGUUGAGAAGCUAAAGAGGUACGAGGUUGCGAAAGCUGAAGGCCCUGUCGCCAAACCAGAUGAUCUCGAUGGUGAGGAAAGAUUUUAUUUGAAGAAAGUUUCACAGAAAAAGUCAAACUAUGUCCCGAUUGGAAGGCGAGGAGUAUUUGGGGGUGUAAUUCUGAACAUGCAUUUGCACUGGAAGAAACAUGAGACUGUCAAGGUCAUCUGUAAGCCCUGCAAACCAGGGCAAAUCCAGGAGUAUGCAAAUGAGAUAGCUCGGCUGAGUGGUGGUGUCCCUAUUAAUGUUAUUGGAAAUGACACCAUAGUCUUCUACCGAGGAAAGGACUAUGUUCAGCCAGAAGUCAUGUCACCAAUUGAUACACUGUCAAAGAAAAAGGCACUUGAAAAAUCAAAAUAUGAACAAUCACUGGAGACAGUUAGGCGUUUCAUUGCAGUAUCUGAAAAGGAGCUCGAACUAUACUAUCGGCAUGUUGCACUCUAUGGGAAACCACAACCCCAGAAUGCUGAUCUGGUCCAUGGUGAUGGUAGCCAAGCUUCUUCACUGGAAACAGAGGAUAUGAAUCACGGAAAGGAUCAAGCUUUCUCUGAUGUCGACAUCAUGGAUACAUCCGAGUCUGAUGAGGAAUAUGAUUCUAGUAGUGAAUCUGAUGCCAAUGAUGUUGCGACUGGAGAUGCUACAGACAGCUCUGAGGAUACUGAUGUUUCUGAUCAUCGGCUGUUCUAGGCGAUGAGUGAGAUAGACCUGACAGUUCCCAAGACAAUGUUAAUGUGCUAAAUCACUAAGGGUGCAAGUGGGGUGUGACUGCCCCGUAAGACGAUGUCCUGACCUGAAAACCAAGCCAACUAAACGCCGCUGGGCAGACUGCAUUUGUUCAAGAGGAUUGAAGCUGCUAUGUCGGCUUUGUCCGGUGGGCAUCCCACAUAUCCCGCAAGAAGAGUUGGCUGCCUCCCGAUGGAACUCCACCAGGUCCAUCUCCUCCUAGAAGCUGCAACCGGCAGCAGUGCCACCACCUCUGUCGCCAGUGUCCCCUGCAGUGCAUCAUGUCGCGUUUGCCAUCAACAUAGUAGCCAAUUGUGCCAACUGCCAUCAGCAAAAUAGCCAAGAGAGCUUGGAUUUUGACCAGCCUUUUUCUGUAGGUCCUAUAUAAAUUUCAUGUUCCAGAUAGUAAAGACCCAACAUUGCCCUUUGCUAAGUUUAAUCACAAAUCAAUGCGAUGGUGGUCACCUCACACACCGCUGGCAACCUCCCAGGGUGACGCUAAUGAUAUCUGAAUGUUGUUCUGCAA